CGGUUCAGUUGAGCAAUGCCUUCCCUGAUUUUCCGACGAUCCACAAUCGAAUUUGCUUCUCUCUCUACAAAAUUCGUGCAAUCUUCAAUUCCUAUAUUUUCUCUCCACACACAUUAAUGGCAGGCCUUCAAUAGCUAAGAAGCUGCGAUUCUCAGCAUCUAAUUCAGCUCAAACCGUAAAAACAGAUAUCUGAUUUAAGGUUGAUGAAGCUUGUAAUCGGUGAUUGCUGUUCCGAUCGAUCGUGCCGAGCAAUACUCCUAUGGAAUUCUCCUGAGAUCGAGCUGCCUUUCGUUUAUUCAGGAGGAACUUUGAAAGAGAAGCGGGGAUUUAGGGAUCGUUUUUCGAGUAAUGGCGAAAGGGGAAGAGGAACGCUGCGUCUUUCCCUUGACGAGUUUGCAGAUCGGGGAUUUGCAGUCCUACCUUUCACAUCUCCACCUGUUUCUAGCCAAUGAAAGUGGGAAUUUCUACAUCUUGGUGGAUAAUAGGCCAUGGUUGAAAGAUCCUGCAUCUCUGUCUACUCAUUGGUGGCAAUUGAUGGUCACUAAGUCCAGGUUGUCCCCAUUUGCGAACACAAGGGGCACAAAGGAAAGCAAGUCGGUUGAAGAACUUCCAGAGUUGCAGGCUUCUUCCCCACCACCUACCAGAAGACAAAGAGUCCUCCAAGAGUGGUUUCAUGUCAUCGAUGCUAUGGUUGUAUCUAGGAAGGAUGCUUUGCUUCCUGUAAAGAAGCUUACAAACACAUUGAUUGCAAAUGGCGCGAUACAGAGAACUCUGUACGGAUUCAUUGUGUUUGAGGUUGCAUGGAUUAAUGUUCGUGGAAUCAACUAUUAUAAUGAGCUUCAGACAGACACAUCACUUGCUAUAGAGGCUAAGAUUAUGCGGAGAUGGGAAUUCGACAGUAUAGCACAAGCUGACAUGAGCAUUGCCACGUGGUUUCCAGGGACGAUUAAUGAACAGAUUCUUUUGAAGGAUCAUCUGGAUGCCACACUAGGAGAUGAUGCUGAAGAAAGUUUCCCGAAGGCUGUCGAUGCGAAUGGGAAUGAAACUUCCGGUGAUGUAACAUCUGCUGGGAGCGAUACUCCCUGCUCUCCUGAUAAUACGCCUAGUGUGUGUCCAGAUACAACUGAGAUUAUCAAGAAGACACACCAUACAUCCCCUACCCCUGCGAGUGUUAAUAGCUCUGGAGAGGCAAACCGUGACCUGAAUGGAGUCUGUUCGAAGACCUCUGAUGUAAGUGACUAUGAAGAAAAAAUCGAGGUCACAAUCUAUCGUGAUGUUUUGAUUCUAUUCAAGUUCAGUGAUCCCUAUCUCCCCUUCAAGUUAAAGCACAUAAUAAUGUCAAAACUAAGGCUACUUACCCUACUUGAAGCUGGACUUCCAUCUUGGGUCAUUUUCCUGCAGUCUUACCCAGGAUUUUGCCGGAUAUAUAAGCCAUGGAUGUGCCCAUUAGCACGAGGUCUAUACGUUUUUAUCUCAGUUGUCACUGUCCUCAUUGGAUUUUAUGACUUGUACAAGAAUGUACCUAUGCUUAAGGCGACAGUUUCUAGAAUGUUCGGACCCCUUUGUGACUGGAUAGACGCGUGGGAAAUGACUUCAAGGAUCCAAUAUUUAGGAACCAUGCUGUUUCUUAAUCACUUCCAAAAGGCCAUGAAAUGUUUCCUUACAGCAACAAGGACCAUUCUCUCCAUCCUCACUUUCUUUUUUGCACCAUUGGCUCGACCCUUUGCUGAGCUCUCGGAACUCUUCUUCCCCCUUUGGAAUCUGUUCUUACCAUUAGCACAGAAUUUCUUCUCGGUGAUUUGCACAGUGUUAGAGUCUUCCUUCACGAUGAUAGGUGAUAUUUUGGAGAUGUUCCUGUUGCCUGUGUGGUACUUAUUCAAUGUAGCUAGGAAUGUUGCAAUGAAAUUUGUAUAUCCUGUAGCAUGGAUAUUUAUUUACGCUCCACUUAAGCUGCUAUUUGGAUUCUGCCGCAUUCUCUCAUCGUCGUGUACGGUCUUAUACGCCUUGUUUAGAAACAUGUGGAUGUCUACAAGGAGAAUAUUUAGGGUAACGAAGAGUGUCCACUCAACAGUGAGCACAGUUGAGAUUUCAAUGUGGCGUUCUCUUUGGCAUGACCUUUUCUCUCAGAUUUUUCGUGCUCUCCGAAGUAUUCUCCACGGUUUAGUGGCUUUCCUCGCUGCCUGCAACAGGCACCGGCUCAGUAUCUAUAAUCACGUGGGUGAGUUCACGAAAAGAUCAUUAAGAGCCACAAGGAGUGCGUGGCCUCAAGAUAAAGCUGAGAUAAGUUUGUUGACCGAAGAUUCGGAUGACAGUCCACUUCCCUGGAAAGAGUCCUCCUAUCGAGUGAAGAAGUCCGAGAAGGACUUGUAACAUUUCUAUCAAAGAGACAGAUCAGCUUAGAGAAGGAAUCGAAAGUUACUUCGUGCUUGGUGCUCAAUAAAUUUCGAUAGCGAUGUUUGUGCACUAGUUGAAGAAAUGAAACAACUUCUUAUACAUCUUGGAAACUGAGAAUGACUUAGGCAAGUUCUUGAAGGACGAUGCUGUCGAACGUCUCCAUAAACUUGUGCUCCGAAACUCUUGGGGGUGACAUAAACACAGAAGUCAGGCAACAUCUCUGUGAUUUCUCAAGUUAGUACUAAUAUCUGCAACUGAGUAGGUAGCUAGUUAUUCUAUGUAUAGAUCAUGUAUAAUUACCUUUCUUCGUUUGCAAUGAAUCAGUGGAGGAUGAUUCUUGA
Molecule: messenger RNA, 2735 nt
Organism: Salvia hispanica
Lineage: Eukaryota; Viridiplantae; Streptophyta; Magnoliopsida; Lamiales; Lamiaceae
Source: RefSeq, a predicted model, not a curated record